UCCUCAGUUUUUGCAGGACAACAAGAGGAGCGGGUACUUCUCUUAGUUGGACACUUGACCAAAGGGGGAACAGACCCCUUUGUACCGCGUCCGCCAUGUCAGACGACACAGUUUUCCACUCAGGAGAAAGUUUCAGCUCUACAAAUGAAAAACAGAUAAAGGGUCGAGAUAUUCUCUUCUCAUCUCCAGAGGAGGACAGCAGUCUGUAUUUUACUUACAGCGGAGGCCGCAAUGAACUGGAAGUCCGCAAUCUCAACUAUGAGGUGGACACAGCAGCACAAAUACCCUGGUAUGAGAAGCUUUCAGAGUUUAAGAUGCCCUGGGAGAUGCACAGCAAUAAGCAGACAGUCAUAAAAGAUCUGAACCUGCAUGUUCACAGUGGACAGAUGCUUGCUGUCAUCGGCAGCUCAGGCUGUGGGAAGACCUCCUUACUGGACAUCAUAACAUGUCGAGAUGAGGGUGGCUCCAUGAAUUCAGGAGAGAUCCUGAUCAAUGGGAAACCUUCCACACGAUCCCUGGUGAAAAAAAGCAUAGCUCAUGUACGGCAGGAUGACCGUUUGUUACCACAUCUCACAGUUCGAGAGACGCUAGCAUUUGUGGCAAAACUGCGUCUGCCUGCAAACUUCAGCCAAAAACAGAGAGAUCAAAGGGUGGAUGAUGUGAUUGCGGAGCUGCGUCUGAGGCAGUGCGCUCACACACGCGUGGGCAAUGAGUAUGUGCGAGGAGUGUCAGGUGGUGAGAGGAGGAGGGUCAGCAUCGCUGUACAGCUGCUCUGGAAUCCAGGUAUUCUCAUUCUAGAUGAGCCUACUUCAGGUCUGGACAGCUUCACGGCUCAUAAUUUGGUCAUCACAUUGUAUCGUCUGGCUCGGGGGAACCGGCUAGUGUUGCUGUCAGUGCAUCAGCCUCGCUCAGAUAUCUUUCAGCUCUUUGACCUUGUGGUGCUGCUGUCCUCUGGUUCAGCCGUGUACUGUGGUCAGGCCAAAGACAUGGUGUCUUACUUCACCACUCUCGGGUACCCGUGUCCACGCUAUUGCAACCCGUCCGACUACUACGUGGACUUGAUAAGCAUUGAUCGGCGCACUCCUGAAAAAGAAGCACAGUGUUUGGAGAAAGCCAGUAUGUUGGCGGCCCAGUUUUUAGAGAAGGUGAAGAACACUGAAGAUUUCAUGUGGAAAUCAGAAGACUGUGGUCCUCCGGCACUGGAAGCCCCUCAAAGCAGUGUUCCUUCUGUCUUGAUUAAAGACUCAGUGAUCACAGUUUCCAAACAGAAGGAUCGGCUGCCGGGAAAAGUGCAUCAGUUUACAACCUUAAUCAGACGGCAGGUAUUUAAUGACUACCGUGACCUGGUGACGCUGGUGGUUCAUGGUUUAGAAGCUUUGCUGAUGUCAUUGCUCAUCGGUUUCCUAUAUUUUGGGUGCACAGAGGAAGGUCUUUCCAUCCAAGAUACCGUGGCUUUGCUCUACAUGAUAGGAGCUCUGACACCCUUUGCUGUGGUGCUGGACGUCAUUGCGAAGUGUCAUUCAGAGAGAGCUAUGCUGUAUCAUGAGCUGGAAGAUGGCAUGUACUCUGUCACCCCAUACUUUUUUGCCAAGGUACUUGGUGAGCUGCCAGAGCACUGUGCCUUUACACUUGUAUACGGCGUGCCCAUCUACUGGUUGGCCGGGCUCAACGUCGCUCCUGACCGUUUUCUGCUCAACUUCCUGCUGGUUUGGCUGACAGUGUAUUGCAGCCGCUGCAUGGCACUAUUUGUGGCGGCAGCCCUGCCAACACUGCAGACCUCAUCUUUUAUGGGCAACGCUCUCUUCACAGUUUUUUACCUUACUGCUGGCUUUGUGAUCAGUCUGGAAAACAUGUGGAUGGUGGCGUCUUGGUUUUCCUACAUAUCCUUCAUGCGCUGGGGUUUUGAGGGGAUGCUGCAGGUUCAGUUUCGCGGGACCAGAAUCCCAAUCACUAUUGGAAACCUCACUGUAGAGUUUGACGGUAUUAAGGUUGUGGAGAUGAUGAAGAUGAACCAGUAUCCGCUGUUCUCCUGCUACCUGGUGCUUAUCGCCGUUUCUUUGGUUUUCAUAUUGCUCUAUUAUUUGUCCCUCAAAUUCAUUAAACAGAAAUCCAGUCAGGACUGGUGAGGAUGGAAUAAAUUCUGGUCCGUACUGGAGCUUGUUCUUGCCCUGAACAACAUGUAAAGUUCCCAACUAUAUCUUUUAAAACAAAUCGGUUAGUUGAGGCCAGUUUUCAACAAGAACCACAUAUAUCUGUUUCCAGUUUAUUCAGUGCACUGAUGCAUAUUCAGCGAAUUCCUUCUCUUGUUCUCACUUGAUUUAGUAGUUUGAAAGCUGACUAAAAACACUGAUCAAAUAGUGCGUUUUGUUGUACUUCCACUCUCUGCCGCUGGAUGGCAGGGUUGUACUAUAUUUUUAACAAUCUUUAAAGGGAUAGUUCACCCAAAAUUUUGAAUUUCCUUACCAUUGAAACACAUAUGGGAUGGAUUUCUUUCUUCUGUUUGACACGAAACAAUAAAAGAAACUCAAACAGGUUUGAAACAAAUAAAGGAUGAGUAAAUGACAGGAUUUUCAUUUAAGAUUGAACUAUCCCUCUAAUAUGUUGUUUUUGUUUGUUUGUUUUAUUUCAUUUUAUUUUUUGGUAAAUCACUUGAGAUCAUGUUUGUUAGAUACAUUUAAUAACAUUUACUGCAAUCCUUUAGUGUAAUUUGAUUUCAUUUAUUCUUUACUGUUAUAAAGCAUAAUCUUUUUGUAUGUAUGUGUAUAUAGAACAUUAUUAUAUAUUAUUUUGAAGUGUAGAAAUGCGAUGGCUUGUUGCCUGCGCCGGUGCAACCUUCUGAUCAACAUGUUUAGGAUUUUUAAUUUUUUAGGAUUUUUAAUUUCCACAUGUACGUUGUCGUAUUUGAUAAACUGCUUAAUCGUGAACAGAUUAAGCACGUUUGAGUCCUUGAAAGCGAUAAAUAAAAUGAACAAAAAACUACUGAUCUGAUGCUACAAACAUUACUUUAUUGAGCAAUAAAUAAAUAACCCAGAGUCAAUGACACAGGGACAAAUUUACACUGGAGAUAUUCCAGUCUUACUCAGGGACAUUUCACUUGUUUGGUCUUCAAUAGUGAUCUCUAAUAGUCUUCAUUUUGCCGAAAAAUCAAGCCAUUUUCCAAAUUUAUAAUUCAUCUGCAUAUCUAUAUU
This is a messenger RNA of Danio aesculapii, 3188 nucleotides long. RefSeq names its product ATP-binding cassette, sub-family G (WHITE), member 8 (gene abcg8). Gene Ontology annotation, molecular function: ATP hydrolysis activity; ATP binding; ABC-type transporter activity. Gene Ontology annotation, biological process: cholesterol homeostasis. The record is from RefSeq and is a predicted model, not a curated record. Gene Ontology annotation, cellular component: plasma membrane. NCBI's taxonomy places the organism in Eukaryota, Metazoa, Chordata, Actinopteri, Cypriniformes, Danionidae. Bases 96 to 2126 code for a protein of 676 amino acids. The transcript is spliced from 13 exons.